UUGUUGAUAGAAAAUUAGUUGAAAGAAAAUUUUCAUCAAAGAAUUAUUUUGUGUGUAAAAUUCACUCGGUUAAGAUCAAUUUUCAUUAAAGCUUUCGGAAAACAAUCUAAUCAGCAAAGAUGACUACAUAUUUCAAUGAAUACCCACAAGAAUUGAAAGACGAAUUGGCCCGUAUUGCCAAUGCCAUCGUCGCUCCAGGCAAAGGUAUUUUGGCUGCUGAUGAGUCAACUGCAACAUGCGGAAAGCGUUUUGCUGAUAUCGGAGUUGAAAACAGCGAAGAAAAUCGUCGUGCAUAUCGUGAAUUGCUUUUCACCACAGACAAUGCUCUCGCAACCAACGUAUCCGGUGUCAUUCUUUUCCACGAAACUGUCUACCAAAAGGCUGCUGAUGGAACUCCAUUCAUCGAAGUCUUGAAGAAGAAGGGAAUUAUUCCCGGAAUUAAGGUUGACAGCGGUGUUGUUGACUUGAUGGCUUCCGAAGGCGAAUGCACAACUCAAGGUCUUGACAACUUGGCCCAACGUUGCGCUCAAUACAAGAAAGACGGAUGUGACUUCGCUAAGUGGCGUUGCGUCUUGAAGAUCGGCAAGAACACCCCAAGCUACCAAGCUAUUUUGGAAAAUGCCAAUGUUUUGGCCCGUUAUGCCUCAAUCUGUCAAUCACAACGUAUUGUUCCAAUUGUUGAACCAGAAAUCUUACCUGAUGGUGAUCAUGAUCUUGAUCGUUGCCAGAAAGUCACAGAAGUCGUCUUAGCUGCUGUCUACAAAGCACUUAGCGACCACCAUGUCUACUUGGAAGGUACAUUGUUGAAGCCAAACAUGUGCACAGCUGGUAUGCAAUACAAGGGAACAAGACCCACAGCUGAACAAAUUGCUUUGGCAACAGUCACAGCUUUACGUCGUACUGUCCCAGCUGCCGUUCCCGGUGUUACAUUCUUGUCCGGUGGUCAAUCAGAAGAAGAAGCUUCAGUCAAUUUGAAUGCCAUCAAUAACGUUCCAAAGAGACCAUGGGCAUUGACAUUCUCAUACGGUCGUGCAUUGCAAGCAUCUGUGUUGAGAGCAUGGCAAGGAAAGAAAGAAAACGUUAAGGCUGGCCAAGACGAACUCCUUAAGCGCGCUCGGGCUAAUGGUUUGGCUUCAGUCGGUAAAUACGCAGCUGGCAGUGUUGUAGGAGCUGGAGCUGAUGCAACACUCUUCGUUGCCAACCACGCUUACUAAAUAGCUAGUGAGAGUGUCAAAUGCAGCAACAACUACAUUUAAUAUAAGAAUCAUUAAUGUGUAGAGUAAAAUGUUGCCCCAAAAAAAAAAUUAUUAAUAUUAAAAAUGAAAGUAAAUUAAAUAUUUAUUCUCGCGUAUCCAUUAAAAAAAAUCUUCUUUCUCACUUGUUUUUUUGUGCGCGAUAAAUGCGCAACGUUAAAAAUAUGAUAAAACAAAUUUUUAGUGCUGUAUAAGCUAAUGGAAGUUGAUCUUUGUGAAUUUAUAUGUUUACAUGCAUGAAAUAAGCCAUCAUUACACGUACACACAAACACACAUAAAUUAAAUAAAAAUGGCAUAUAUAUGUAAUAUGAAGAAGAUAGGAUAUAUGUAAAGUAUAUCCAUUAUUCUAAUUCAUAAUAUGGAAAAUAGCUGAUAAUAAUUAUAAUAAAAAUAACAAUGAUUUGUAGAGCUGAAAUGUAGGAGAUAAACAAAAUCAACAUCAGCACAUAUGAGACAUAUUCAGAUCUAUAGUUCAUGUAUUUUCAAUAAAUUUGAAUCUAGAAGAGCAAGCUGAGGAUGAUUUUGCUGAAAUGGAGGUUUUUAUGAAUUUUUUGUCUAGACUUGGUACACAAUUUGUGGUUAUGUUCUUAUUUUGGAGGUCUUACAUCACAUCGUUCUAGGUUCCAUCUUAGAUUUGACUCAGAAUCUCAAACAUAACCUCAAAAACCUAUCCCAACCCUAGAUCC
Chironomus riparius is the source of this 1939-nucleotide messenger RNA. The record is from the annotation of a GenBank genome assembly. Lineage: Eukaryota; Metazoa; Arthropoda; Insecta; Diptera; Chironomidae.